Messenger RNA from Daldinia caldariorum, 432 nucleotides. RefSeq lists its product as uncharacterized. The record is from RefSeq and is a predicted model, not a curated record. The transcript is spliced from 2 exons. NCBI's taxonomy places the organism in Eukaryota, Fungi, Ascomycota, Sordariomycetes, Xylariales, Hypoxylaceae. The coding region runs from base 1 to 432 and encodes 143 amino acids.
AUGCAGAUCUCCGCCCUCCUCUCCGUCGUCGCCUUCUCGGCCGCCGCCCUCGCCCAGCCCAUCUCCAUGGCCGCCAACGCCGCCGAGUGGACAAUCACGAGCCUGUCGCGGACCUGCGACGCGGCGGACACCGUGUGCGACUGGACCUUCGGCAUCAACAACGGGUCCGCCGCCACGGCCGUCAAGUACACCGUCAAGGCUUCCGGCGGCAAGCCCGCUAGCAAGGCCCCCGGCGGCCCCGUCACCGUCGGCCCCUACACCAUCACCAGCCAGUGGAGCGACCAGUUCGGCGCCGACAAAGGCUUCACCACCUUCGCCGUCGUGGACAACGCCAAGCGCUUGAUUGCGUACCCCGGCUACGACGACGCCGCGGUCAAGAGCGGCAAAGCCGUCUCCCCCGACCGCAGCUAUCCCGUCCAGAACCUGCCUUAA